AUGCAUCAGAUCGUGAAGGAGUACUUGAUAAAAUUCACCGAGCUCAUCAAAGAAGCCCUUGAUUGCCCCCUGAUGGACUUCACCGUGUACGACUACCCUCGUGAGAUCUGGCGCCUGAAACCGGGCUGGGAAGUGGCGCUCAAAACCGUCACCUUUCUGCCGCUGAUUCUUUUCGGUAUCCUGGGAAAUUCCAUCCUGUGCUACACCCUCAUUCAAAUCCGCGCUCUCAGGACGCCAACUAAUCUGCUGAUCGCGAACCUGGCUGUGGCUGAUUUGGCCACUCUGCUCAUCUGUCCGUUGAUGUUCCUGUUCCAUGAUUUCUACCAGAACUACGUGCUCGGUGCUGCUGGUUGCAAGACGGAAGGUUUUCUGCAAGGCUCGCUACUGAUCACAUCCGUGCUGUGUCUGUGUGCGAUCAGCUACGACCGGUUGACGGCCAUCGUUUUCCCCAAACGAUCUCGUCUGACCAGACGUGGUGCAGUCGUACUGAUUGUUGCUUCCUGGACCGGAGGUUUUUUGCUUGCACUACCCCUCAGUAUGUACCGGGCUUACCGAGAACGCCAGUGGAAGAACUAUCUCGAGACCUACUGCGCGGAAAACACAACGUUUCUGCCGAGCUACUGGCACGUGCUGAUCGGCGCCCUGGUCUGGUUUCCGCUCCUGGUCAUGUUCUGCUGCUACAGCCUGAUCUUUCUAAAGCUUGAUCGCUACGAGCGGCGCGUCCUGCGUAAGGAGCAUCCCAUCUCUGUGUCGUACAAACGCAAAGUCGCUAAAACGUUGUUCAUUGUCCUGAUUGUGUUCGUGCUGUUGCGUAUUCCCUUCACCUCGCUCGUAUUCAUACGGUACAAUCGCUACCUCAACGACAACCAGAAUCAGAUUGGCAGUGAUUUCCUCAUUCUCUGGUACGUGUCGCACUAUCUGAUGUUUCUGAAUGCUGCUCUCAACCCGCUGAUCUACGGGCUGACGAACGAGAACUUCCGCAAGGCGUUUCGCAAAAUACGCCUGUCGCGGCUGCUUUGCAUUCCAGCCCUAUCAAACCAUCGCAUCUCGGGCGGAAAGGGACGAUCCCGGUGCAACCGAGCCGGACCGAAGGGUGCAGGACCUGUGGCAACCAUCGGUGGCCGGCUUCAACCGCGAGCACCCUGUGGUACGAACGAGAAGCUGGCUAACCUGUCCGGGUGGAUCGUGUGCCAGGUACAAGGUGAUAAUCCACCUACGAGCCCGUCCAAGGAUACGAAAAUGUCGCAGCUCAAGCUCACCACCGACAUAGCUGUUAGCCUACCGUCGAAGGCUAUCGACGAUGAAUCUAAGGAGCAGCGAAGUACGACAGUCGUUUCGGAAGGGUUUAUGUGA
Molecule: messenger RNA, 1353 nt
Organism: Anopheles nili
Lineage: Eukaryota; Metazoa; Arthropoda; Insecta; Diptera; Culicidae
Product: neuropeptide FF receptor 2-like
Exons: 4
Coding region: 1-1353 (450 amino acids)
Biological process (GO): G protein-coupled receptor signaling pathway
Cellular component (GO): membrane
Molecular function (GO): G protein-coupled receptor activity
Source: RefSeq, a predicted model, not a curated record